GAGAGAGAGAGAGAGAGAGAAGUGGAAAGAGAACGCAAAUUCAUUUUUGAAGACUUUUCCCCUUUGUCUCUCAAAAAAAAAACUAAAUCCCAGUUUUCGCAUCCACUGCCGCCACCACUUGCUUAACGCGCCUCCGUAUCCCCUCCCAAUCGCCGCCAUCUCGAUUCCUAGGGUUUCCGCCACCGCUUCUCUGUCCACCUGAGGUUUUUUUUAUUCGAGCUGGAUUAUCUUCUCUUAAGCCGCUGGUGCAGUGGCUUUAUUGAUUGAUUGAUUGAUCUAGCUUUCCCCAAUCCGAACGAAUAAUCUAGGGCAGAGGAUUUGAUUUUGGUUUAUUCCGGCGUGGUCUCCGAUUUGGAUGGCAUUAGGAGACUUGAUGGUAUCUCGGUUCUCGCAAUCUUCCGUUUCUUUGGCCUCCAAUCACCGCUACGACGAAGAAGACGACGACUGUGUCUCCUCCACCGCUCACGGUGAUUCGUCAGUCCCUUCGCGGAGGAAAGAUUCCGAGGCCACCACGAGCAGUAUCUACGGAAAUGGCACGGAGGAGAGAGACGCCACCGCCACAGCCACCAGUAUGGCUUACCUGCCUCAGACUAUCGUGCUUCGAGAGGUUAGACACAACGCAUCCGAGGCUUCUGCUCCCUUGGGGACUUCCGACGGCAUUGCAUUGGCUCCCAAAUGGCGGCUUAAAGAGCGAAUGAAAACAGGAUGUGUAGCUCUAGUACUGUGUUUGAACAUUACUGUUGAUCCGCCCGAUGUUAUUAAGAUAUCUCCGUGUGCUAGAAUCGAGGCUUGGAUAGACCCAUUUUCGAUGGCCCCGCCAAAAGCUCUCGAGGCUAUUGGAAAAAAUCUGAGCACUCAGUAUGAGCGAUGGCAACCAAGGGCUCGAUAUAAGGUUCAGUUAGAUCCGACGCUCGAUGAAGUUAGGAAGCUGUGCUUGACUUGUCGGAAAUAUGCAAAGACCGAGAGAGUUCUAUUCCAUUAUAAUGGGCAUGGUGUGCCAAAGCCUACUGCUAAUGGUGAAAUCUGGGUAUUCAACAAGCAUUAUACGCAGUACAUUCCAUUGCCAAUCAGUGAGCUUGAUUCCUGGUUGAAGACACCGUCCAUCUAUGUUUUUGACUGCUCUGCUGCUAGGAUGAUUCUUAAUGCCUUCGCUGAGCUUCAUGAUUGGGGUUCUUCUGGUUCCUCUGGAUCCUCAAGGGACUGCAUUCUACUUGCUGCUUGUGAUGUACAUGAGACACUUCCUCAGAGCGUUGAAUUUCCAGCUGAUGUUUUUACUGCUUGCCUCACCACACCCAUUAAAAUGGCUUUGAAAUGGUUUUGCAGGCGUUCUCUCUUGAAAGAAAUCAUUGAUGAAUCACUUAUUGACAUGAUUCCGGGCCGCCAAAAUGACCGUAAGACAUUGUUAGGAGAGUUGAACUGGAUUUUCACAGCAGUGACGGAUACAAUUGCAUGGAAUGUGCUUCCUCAUGAACUUUUCCAGAGAUUAUUCAGACAGGAUUUGUUGGUCGCUAGCCUUUUCCGAAAUUUCUUACUUGCUGAGAGAAUAAUGCGGUCCGCAAAUUGUAAUCCAAUAUCUCACCCAAUGCUGCCUCCUACGCAUCAACAUCAUAUGUGGGAUGCAUGGGACAUGGCUGCUGAAAUCUGCCUUUCUCGCCUUCCCCAACUUGUUCGGGACCCAAACACAGAGUUCGAGCCAAGUCCUUUUUUUACUGAUCAACUGACAGCUUUUGAGGUGUGGCUUGAUCAUGGAUCUGAGCUUAAGAAGCCACCAGAACAGUUGCCUAUUGUUCUUCAGGUGUUACUUAGCCAAUGCCAUCGGUAUCGUGCUCUUGUACUUCUUGGAAGAUUUCUUGAUAUGGGUUCAUGGGCCGUGGAUCAGGCUUUGUCUGUUGGAAUAUUCCCAUAUGUGCUGAAGCUUCUGCAAACAACAACAAAUGAGCUAAGACAGAUCCUUGUUUUCAUAUGGACAAAAAUUCUUGCACUUGAUAAGUCAUGUCAAAUUGAUCUUGUGAAGGAUGGGGGGCAUACAUACUUCAUAAGAUUUCUGGAUAGCUUGGAUGCAAUUCCAGACCAACGAGCUAUGGCUGCUUUUGUUCUAUCUGUCAUUGUGGACGGACACCGACGAGGCCAGGAAGCAUGUCUUGAAGCUAAUUUAAUUGGUGUUUGUCUGGGGCACCUUAAACUAUCCAGACCAAGUGAUUCUCAGCAAGAAAAGUUUCUACAAUGGCUUUGUCUUUGUCUUGGAAAGUUGUGGGAAGAUUUUACGGAGGCCCAAAUAAUGGGUAGGGAGGCAAAUGCGUUUAAAAAGUUGGCACCUCUUCUUUCCGAGCCCCAACCUGAGGUAAGGGCUGCUGCUGUUUUUGCCCUGGGUACCUUACUUGAUAUUGGGUUUGGUUCAAGUAAAAGUUCUUUGGAAAAUGAAUUUGAUGAUGAUGAAAAGAUUAGAGCAGAAGAAGCUAUCAUUAAAAAUCUCUUAGAUGUAGUUUCAGAUGGGAGUCCACUUGUCCGGUCAGAGGUUGCUGUAGCUCUUGCACGUUUUGCCUUUGGCCACAAAAAGCACCUAAAGUUAGCCGCAGCUUCAUAUUGGAAGCCUCAGUCAAGCUCUUUGCUUACUUCUCUCCCUUCAAUCGCUAAACUCCAUGAAGCUGGGAAUGCAACGAUUGUUUCUUUACACAUGAGUCCUCUGACUAGAGCUAGCACUGAAAGCCAACCAGUUGCUCGUGAGGCGAGGAUCUCAAGCAGCCCUCUCAGCUCGUCUGGGCUAAUGCAUGGAUCUCCAUUAUCUGAUGAUGGUAUCAUGCAUGACAGUGUCAGCAAUGGAGCUGUCCAUCAGCAAAGACUGUUUGAUAACGCUGUUUAUUCGCAGUGCGUUCGAUCUAUGUUUGCAUUAGCUAAAGACCCAUCUCCACGAAUUGCAAGUCUCGGGCGGCGUGUGCUUUCUAUCAUUGGAAUCGAACAAGUUGUUGCGAAGCCCUCGAAGACCACUGGCCGAUUAGGGGAAGCUGCAACAACAUCUAACACUCCUCUUGCUGGCUUAUCUCGUUCAUCCUCAUGGUUUGAUAUGCAUGCAGGUAAUAUGCCCUUAAGUUUUAGGACUCCUCCGGUCAGCCCUCCUAGAACAAACUAUCUACCUGGACUGAGGAGAGUUUGUUCGUUAGAGUUCAGGCCCCACCUGACGGGUUCACCAGACUCGGGGUUGGCUGAUUCAUUUUUAGGCGCCAGUGGAUCUGAACGGAGUUUGCUCCCACUAUCAACUAUCUACAACUGGAGCUGUGGCCACUUUUCUAAACCGCUUCUUUCUGAAGCUGAUGAUAGUCAAGAGAUAGAUACCAAAAGAGAAGAGAAAGAAAAAUUCGCACUUGAGCAUAUUGCAAAAUGCCAGCACUCUUCUAUUAGCAAGCUCAACAAUAAUCCUAUUGCCAACUGGGAUACAAGGUUUGAAACGGGAACAAAGACCGCUCUUCUUCACCCUUUCUCUCCUAUUGUAGUUGCUGCAGACGAGAAUGAACGGAUCAGAGUCUGGAAUUAUGAGGAAGGAACUCUUCUCAAUGGCUUUGACAAUCAUGAUUUUCCUGACAAAGGAAUUUCAAAGCUCUGCCUCGUCAAUGAACUUGACGACUCUCUGCUCCUUGUUGCGUCAUGUGAUGGGUCUGUCCGGAUAUGGAAAAACUAUGCAACAAAGGGUAAACAGAAGCUUGUAACGGGGUUUUCUUCAAUCCAGGGUCACAAGCCCGGUGCACGUGACUUGAACGCUGUUGUGGACUGGCAACAACAGUCUGGCUGUCUGUAUGCUUCUGGGGAGGUGUCAACAGUCUCACUUUGGGACCUUGAGAAAGAACAACUUAUCAGAUCUAUUCCCUCUGAGUCAGAAUGCGGAGUUACAGCACUUUCGGCUUCUCAAGUGCACGGGAGUCAACUUGUUGCUGGUUUCGCUGAUGGAUCUUUGAGACUCUAUGAUGUUCGGUCGCCUGAACCGCUUGUCCUUGCGACACGGCCUCAUCAGAAAGUUGAAAGAGUGGUUGGACUCAGUUUUCAGCCUGGACUUGAUCUCUCAAAGGUGGUGAGUGCAUCACAGGCUGGUGACAUACAGUUCCUUGACCUUAGAACAUCAAGGGACACAUACCUGACGAUUGAUGCUCACAGGGGUUCACUCACAGCCUUAGCUGUUCACAGACACGCUCCAAUAAUCGCGAGCGGAUCUGCAAAACAGCUAAUUAAAGUGUUUAGCCUUGAAGGAGAACAACUAGGAAGAAUCCUCUACUACCCUUCCUUCAUGGGUCAGAAGAUUGGUUCAGUGAGUUGCCUCGCUUUUCAUCCCUACCAGGUUCUUCUUGCAGCUGGAACUGUGGACUCGCUCGUCUCCGUAUACACCCACGACAACUCGCAAGCACGAUGAGUCGCACACACCAUAAGUGAAAAAAAACGUUUCUCUUGUGAUUAAAACAUAAGCAAAAAAAAACAAGUCUAGGCCGUGUUGGGGUAAAGUGGGUGUGGUUUAUAUUUAUUCGUUAAGCCUCCGUGGAAGUGUUAGAAAGAAGAUCGCAAGUUAACAGCUAAUGAAGGAGGAGGCUUCACUAAAUAAGUUACUAUGCAAUGCACAUAAAUUGUGUCUGUAAAUAGUUUCUCUGCUUUGCUGUUCUUUAUAAUUAUGUUUCCUUGUGUGAUUUUCUUUUAUUUUUCAUUAUUGGUUUCAUGUGUAAAAAAAUGGUUAAAGUAAUGGUGAAAACAAGUUUGCAUUUUCGUGAUAUUUA
Molecule: messenger RNA, 4751 nt
Organism: Brassica oleracea var. oleracea
Lineage: Eukaryota; Viridiplantae; Streptophyta; Magnoliopsida; Brassicales; Brassicaceae
Product: regulatory-associated protein of TOR 1-like
Exons: 23
Coding region: 356-4396 (1346 amino acids)
Biological process (GO): TOR signaling; regulation of autophagy; cellular response to amino acid stimulus
Cellular component (GO): TORC1 complex; cytoplasm
Molecular function (GO): protein binding; protein-macromolecule adaptor activity
Source: RefSeq, a predicted model, not a curated record